AUGGACUUCGUGGUGGGAUUACCAAGGAACACCAAGCAGCGUGACUCUGUUUUGGUGAUAGUAGAUAGACUUACAAAAUCUGCUCACUUCUUGCCAGUUAGAACAGUUUAUAAUGUUGAGCAGUACGCAAAGCUUUACAUGGUAGAGAUAGUGAGAUUACAUGGAGUUCUUAAGACGAUAGUCUUCGAUAGAGGAUUCGUUUUCACAUCAAAGUACUUGAGGACUAAAACAUCAUUUUCUUUUGUUUUUGUAGACACAUACUUUCGACCCUUUGCUUUUCUUCUAUCACGACGAUAUGGCAAAGAGAGUACAGUGACAGGUGGCUUCCGAGGCGCAAGAUUCUGGUCCUUUACUAGCAUCCUCCAUUGUGUCCAGCGUGUCAGAGAACUGGUUAUUGGAGUUGUCUAUGAAAUAUCGCAUUGGCAAGGAAUACCAAUUGACUUUUUCUUCGUAAAAGGUCCCCUCUACGUAUGCGAAUACUUUCGCUCGUCCCCAAAGGAGUUCGGUGACCCUGACAUUCCCUGGUCGGAGGCAUCACCAGUGGAAAAAAUCCUCGAUGCUGACCCCACCUUGAAAAUGGUCGCUCGCCUGUUCACUGUGGCAAACCUGAACCGCUACAACUUGUUCGUGGUUUCGGAUCCUGAUGUGUUGGGCACAUUUUCGAGUGAAGGAAGAAGGCGCCUCUAG
Molecule: messenger RNA, 687 nt
Organism: Humulus lupulus (European hop)
Lineage: Eukaryota; Viridiplantae; Streptophyta; Magnoliopsida; Rosales; Cannabaceae
Exons: 5
Coding region: 1-687 (228 amino acids)
Molecular function (GO): nucleic acid binding
Source: RefSeq, a predicted model, not a curated record